Sinocyclocheilus anshuiensis is the source of this 1675-nucleotide messenger RNA. RefSeq names its product hyaluronidase-2-like. NCBI's taxonomy places the organism in Eukaryota, Metazoa, Chordata, Actinopteri, Cypriniformes, Cyprinidae. Gene Ontology annotation, cellular component: cytoplasmic vesicle. Bases 30 to 968 code for a protein of 312 amino acids. Gene Ontology annotation, biological process: hyaluronan catabolic process; carbohydrate metabolic process. The record is from RefSeq and is a predicted model, not a curated record. The transcript is spliced from 4 exons. Gene Ontology annotation, molecular function: hyalurononglucosaminidase activity; hyaluronoglucuronidase activity.
GAAGGCCCGUGUUGUGAGUGACUGAAGUCAUGGCUUACUGGAUCCAGCUUCGUUGGAGAAUCUGGUUGUUGGUUCCACUGGCUCUGGAUCAUCUCGCUCUUGCUGAAGAUAUGAAGCCCACCAGAUGGCCUCUUUACCCUCAGAAGCCUGUGGUUCUGGUCUGGAAUGCCCCAACAGAAGACUGCAGUCCUCGGCACAACGUCCACUUCCAGCUCGAUCAAUUUCAGAUCGUGGCCUCUCCGAAUGAAGGCUUCACCAAGCAGAACCUCACCAUAUUCUACAAAGACUGCCUGGGCCUGUAUCCAUGCUUUGAGGCCGGUGUGGCCAUCAAUGGUGGACUACCGCAGAUCUCCAGCCUCACGCACCACCUAGAGAAGAUGCCGGAGGGGAUCGCGAAGUACAUUCGCGACCCGUCGGCGCGAGGCCUGGCCGUGAUCGACUGGGAGGAAUGGCAUCCGGAGAACAGGAAGGGUGCCACCACCCACCACACCACACCAGCUCAUUUCCUACAAAUCAAGAACCAAUCACUGAUUCCAUUAUUUGUGUCUGCGCAGAUGGAUUUGGAGUCCACCAUCGGAGAAAGUGUGGCUCUGGGUGCAGCAGGUAUCGUUCUCUGGGGUGAUGCUGCUUAUGCCAGCAGCAAUGACACUUGUUCCAGUUUAAACCAGUACUUGCGGGGUCCACUGGGCCUUUACCUCCUCAACGUUUCCACGGCAGCUGAGCAUUGCAGUUGCUUCCUGUGCAGCUCCCACGGCCGAUGUCUGCGCAGACAUCCGGACACGGACACUGACACGUAUCUCUAUCUUGACCCACAGACACACACGAUAGUAGGCCAGGGGAGCGAACUGCGUGUGAAGGGAGAUCUGAGCGUGGAAGAGCAGCAGCGGAUGAGCGAAGACUUCCAGUGCCAAUGUUUUAGUGGGUAUCAGGGUGAGAGAUGUGACCUCGAGGACCCUCUUCAGCAAUGAGGAGAUGGACAUGCACUGCAUUUACUGACCUGAGCACACGCCAUAGACACUUUAACUCAUUUUCUGGCUUAUGAAAUGUUUGGCUGGUCAGUGCGCUCCAAAUGCUGUUGUGAAAAGGUCCUUCGUUUUCAUGAAGUCAUGUGGGUGACCUUGAAAUUGAAAUUUAUAUGUAUAAACACAGGAAACUCAGAGUUCCUUGGAGUUUAAAUAAGCACUUUUGUUUGUUGUCACACGUUAUACUCUCACAACAUUUGAGCCAGAUGUAGGAUAUUGUGCAACAGGAAAAUCGAAUGAAAAUUUAUGACUGACGAGUGGAUUCAUUCAGAAGUCACUGUUAAAACAAUUUGAACCGGUGGACAUUUGGUUUUAAGUGGCUUUGGUUUGAGUGUAGAUUUGAGAUGACACUAUAAAGAUGUUGGUUAUUGUAGUAGAAAAAAUCAUUUGUGUUGUGUGAUAUGGUUCAAGAGGGAGGAAGGAAGAAGACAGGGUCGGCGGACUGGGACGCGAGUGUUUAUUCAAGUCUCUCAGUAAAUACAACAGAACAAGGCGCUCACUGCGCAUUCAAACUCUCAGUCAAUAACUCAGAAUAUAGCUCUAUAUAUGCUUUGCUCCAGUAGCCCGGUUUCCCCGGGUGGCUCGCGUUCCCAGUCAGUCUCUCUCUGCCUUCCAUGCUCCAGGUGGCCCCUUUUAUCCGGUCUCUCCACACC